Molecule: messenger RNA, 3638 nt
Organism: Gadus macrocephalus (Pacific cod)
Lineage: Eukaryota; Metazoa; Chordata; Actinopteri; Gadiformes; Gadidae
Gene: wwp2
Product: WW domain containing E3 ubiquitin protein ligase 2
Exons: 24
Coding region: 100-2826 (908 amino acids)
Biological process (GO): negative regulation of transcription by RNA polymerase II; regulation of monoatomic ion transmembrane transport; ubiquitin-dependent protein catabolic process
Molecular function (GO): protein binding; ubiquitin protein ligase activity
Source: RefSeq, a predicted model, not a curated record
CCACAGAUUACCCUGUAUCACGUGGUAUUGUCAUUGAGGCGGAAAUGAAAGUUAACUAGCGACAUCAGCGGAUCACAGCUAAAAAAGAGCUGUGAUGCAAUGGCAGCUGCCAGCGUGACCAGACCUGGCAGUGCCCAGACCACUGAGAAGUCUCAACUGACCUUGAAAGUGGUCUCGGCCAAGCCGCAGUCCCCGAAGCUGCCCAGCCGCAGCUCGCGGCUCAGCUCCUUUGUGGAGGUGACCGCCGACGGCCUGUCCAGCGAGACCAAGAAGACAGGCAAACGCAGCGGACACCUGGAACUGCAGUGGAACGAGGACCUCACCCUCAACGUGACCCCUCAGAGUCGCCUGGACCUGAAGCUGUGGAGCUGUCACACACUGAGGAAGGAGCUACUGGGCAGUGCCACCAUAGACCUACUGGACACACUGCGCACCCACCAUGGCAAAAUGGAGAAUGUGCAGCUGAGUCUGGUGCUGCAGACGGAGAACAAAGGCUCAGUUGUAGCAGGAGGCGAGCUCACCGUGUGUCUGGACGGCCUGGUUGUUGAUCUGGGCUCCCUGCCCAAUGGCAGCAUGGCAACAGACAAGAUGCUGCAGUCAGACAGACCCGGCCUGAGGAGAACCCAAAGUGAAGAGACUCCCGCCGCAGCCGUACCCCGCAGCAGAAGCAACCGGCUCUCAGCGGGGGGGUCCCAGGGCGGGUCCCCGGGGCCCGCCAGAGGGGGGUCCAUGACCAACGGGGAGCUGGGCGAGGAGCCGGGCCCCGUCGCCGGGUCAACACCGUCCGGGCGGCCCCGCCCCUCCAAGGUGUCCCACGGCAGCCCUGGAGGCAGCACAGCCAAAGCGGAGCUGACCGCCAACGGGCUGGAGAACGGCCGGGCCGGCCCCGCCUGCCACACCCCUCCCCCGGCCUCCCCGUCCGUCAGGUCGCCGGCCCCGGCCAGCGCGGCGGCCAGCGCGGGCGGCGGCGGCAGCAGUAGCAGCAGCGGCAGCAGCCCCUCCCUGGCCCAGGAGGCCCCGAUCCUCGCGCCCCCGUCGGAGCCCGGGCCGGCCGGCGCCUCGGGCGCCGAGCUGCCCGCCGCCGCCGCCACGGAGCAGCUGGUCAGCGACUCUCUCCCGGCGGGCUGGGAGCAGAGAGUGCUGCCUCACGGCAGAGUUUACUACGUCGACCACAACACCACAACCACCACCUGGGAAAGACCACUGCCCCCGGGCUGGGAGAAGCGUGUGGACCAGCGGGGUCGCUUCUACUACGUGGACCACAACACGAGGACCACCACAUGGCAGAGGCCCACCGCAGAGUCGGUGCGCAACUAUGAGCAGUGGCAGAGCCAGCGGAACCAGCUGCAGGGCGCCAUGCAGCAGUUCAGCCAGCGCUUCCUCUACCAGUCCACCGCGGCUCCUGUGGAGAAUGACCCCCAGGGCACACUACCUACUGGAUGGGAGAAGAGACAGGACAAUGGGAGAGUGUACUACGUCAACCACAACACCCGCACGACACAGUGGGAGGACCCGCGCACCCAAGGGAUGAUCCGGGAGCCCCCUCUGCCCCCCGGUUGGGAGAUGAAGUACACCGCAGAGGGCGUCCCGUAUUUCGUGGACCACAACUCUCGCGCCACCAGCUUUAAAGACCCCCGUCCCGGGUUUGAGGCCGGGUCACGGCAAGGAGGUUCCCCAGGGGCCUACGAUCGCAGCUUCAAGUGGAAAUAUCACCAGUUCCGUUUCCUGUGCCACUCCAACGCCUUGCCCAGCCACGUGAAGAUCUCCGUGUCCAGACAGACGCUGUUUGAGGACUCGUUCCAGCAGAUCAUGAACGUGAAGGCGUACGACCUGCGGCGGAGACUGUACAUUAUCAUGAGAGGGGAGGAGGGGCUAGACUACGGAGGCAUAGCCCGGGAGUGGUUCUUCCUCCUGUCCCACGAGGUGCUCAACCCCAUGUACUGCCUGUUCGAGUACGCCGGCAAGAACAACUACUGCCUGCAGAUCAACCCCGCCUCCUCCAUCAACCCCGACCACCUCACCUACUUCCGCUUCAUCGGGCGCUUCAUCGCCAUGGCCCUGUAUCACGGGAAGUUCAUUGAUACAGGCUUCACACUGCCCUUCUACAAGCGCAUGCUCAACAAGAAGCCCACCCUCAAGGACCUGGAGUCCAUAGACCCCGAGUUUUACAACUCCAUCAUGUGGGUCAAAGAGAACAGCCUAGAGGAGUGCGGCGUGGAGCUCUACUUUGCGCAGGACAUGGAGAUCCUGGGGAAGGUGUCCACGCACCAGCUGAAGGACGACGGGGAGAAUGAGCUGGUGACGGAGGAGAACAAGGAGGAGUACAUCAGCCUGCUGACCGAUUGGAGGUUCACGCGGGGCGUGGACGAGCAGACCAAGGCCUUCCUCGACGGCUUCAACGAGGUGGUGCCGCUGGAGUGGCUGCGGUACUUUGACGAGAAAGAGCUGGAGCUGAUGCUGUGCGGGAUGCAGGAGAUUGACCUUGCAGACUGGCAGAAGAACACCAUCUACAGACACUACACCAAAAACAGCAAGCAGAUCCACUGGUUCUGGCAGGUGGUGAAGGAGAUGGACAAUGAGAAGAGAAUCCGUCUCCUCCAGUUCGUCACAGGGACCUGUCGCUUGCCCGUCGGGGGCUUCACCGAACUCAUAGGGAGUAAUGGUCCCCAGAAGUUCUGUAUAGACAAGGUGGGGAAGGAUACUUGGCUUCCAAGAAGCCACACGUGCUUCAACCGCCUGGACCUGCCCCCCUACAGGAGCCUGGAGCAAUUGAGAGAGAAGCUGCUGUUUGCCAUCGAGGAGACUGAGGGAUUCGGCCAGGAGUGAGGGGGGGCAGGGCGAGAGAGUUGCACAGAAAGCAGGCACACAGGCGGGGGAAGGGGGGCUUAUGGGAUAGCUUUUUGUUUUUUCUUUCUUCCCCAACUGUUACUCUUUGGUUUUUAAUUAUCACCGAGACGUGAAGCGCCCCGCCCUCUGCAGAUCGGAGCUGCCUCUCGCGUGGGGGUCAUCGUGUUGUGAGCGGGAGAGCAGACUGGGAAAGGAGGAGCAUAUGUUUGAUUCAGCACCUAUGUGUGCCUGCACAUUGUCAUACAAAUGGAUGUGUGUGAUUGUGUGUCUGUAUGUCCCAUCUGAAUAAGUGUUAUGUUUCACUAAGAGCCCAACACUCUCACACACACACACACACACACACACACAAACACACACCCGAAAAAACACAAACAACCUCCCCCCAAAAAAGGAUUUCCUCCUGUUCUCGCUGAGACAAGCGCUUGUCAACGCUUUCCUCCAGUGAGUUAAUACAGGCUUACUUCAAACAGCAUUCACAAUAAUAGCACAGCUUCAUGCAAAUGCAGUAUAUCAUAUCUAUCGAAGAGAUGUUUAAUAGGAACACGAGAGAAAGAAUAAGAGUGAAGAAAGAUUGUGUAUGUGUGAUGACAUGUCGAGUGUGUGUACUUGUGUGUGUGUGUGUGUGUGUGUAACGAGGAGAGGCAGUGAAUGAGUGCCACUAACCAUAACUUGUGCACCUUUGCUGCAGAGGCCAGGAAGGUGAAAUGUGAUUUUAUUUUUAUUGUCCAUCAAUUGUGAGAUUCUGCAUUUUUCCUGUACAUAGACAAAAUAAAUGAGACUUCACUCUUGAA